AUGACUGCUCGCGCAACAGGCCAGCGCUUUCGCCAGCGCAAGCUCUCUACAAAACAGAAUCUACCCGUUGUACGCGAAAACGAGGUUGAACAGCUUGCCGAUGACGAUGCCUCCCGCCACAUCCCCAAGGUCGAGACGGGUGUUGAGAAGGGCGAGGAGAUUGAACACCAUUUGCAGGCCGUCAUCUCUGCCGCCCAGGCAGCAGCACAAGGAGCAGCUGGUGGGAAGAUUGCUCAGCUCUACAUCCCAACCCCAGAUGCCGUCGCUAGUAAUCUGCAGUAUGAAGAUCUGUAUCCAAAGCGCUUCACGCAACCUGCCACUUACAUCCGUUUCUCAUCUACUGUUGAGGAUACGUCUGGCUGCCCAUACUGCAUGACCAGUGAUGAUGUAGCCUUUCUCAAGUCUUACAACCAGAAAAGGAGUAAGAACGACCAAUGUUCAGAAGACGAGUUCGAGGAGAUUAUCUACUUCUUCGAGGAAACUACCUCGACGAAGCAGCCUUUCGCCGCUGUCGAUAACCCACCUGUGCUUGCUUAUGAAGAGCUCGAAGCCGAGUUCGAUGAGACCAUCAGUGAAUCUGCACGGCGGUUUGCAAAGGAUGUUUACGAGCACUGGAGGAACCAACGGCUGCUAAGAGGCAACCGCCCGCUGAUGCCUUCGUUGAAGUUUGAGACCAAUCUCGAGACCGAUGACGCUGAUCCAUACGUGUGCUUCCGACGUCGCGAGGUGCGACAGGUCCGCAAGACGCGUGGCCGUGAUGCUCAAGUGACAGAGAAACUGAAGAAGCUAAGGAAGGAAUUGGAAGAGGCUCGCCUACUGAUGUCGCAAGUCAAACGACGAGAAGCGAUGAUCAGAGAGCAACUUGCAACUGACAAACUGAUCUUCGAACAGCGCCACGCCGUCAAGGAACUCAAGCGUAGACUCAGCAUCAAGGGUGAUGACGACGACUUGCUUAUUACGCAGAAGCCCGCACCCAAGCCCAAGAGAACUGUUGAUGUCGAGCGGCAACGCCAGACGUUGCCAGGCAUGAAGCCUCCAAACACACGCCCCGAUGGGCGCCUUGUGGAUGGCGACAUUGUCUACCUCGAGGAGCAACAAGCCAAGCGCACCGAGGCAAUCGACAGUUUCAUCGAAGACAAUCUGGUCAAGCACCAGAAAUGGAACGUUGGUUGGGUCGAUGCAACAUGGCGACCCAUUACGCCGCCUUUGGAGCCGGCUGCUGCGAAGUCUGAUUUCCGUACCGUCUUCACAGAAAGUCAGCUUCCUACGCCCCCUGCCUCUGUUUCUGAUGGAGAGGGCGCUGAUGCCACAGCAGUGGCGCCGUUGAGCAAGCAACCAGAUCCGCAAAGAACCGCGCGAAUACGCUUCGCCACGCCACCAGAAGAUGUGCCGUUCCAUGAUCAGUCUCGCUUCCGUCGGCGGAUUGGGCGAGGUGGGCGAAUGAUGAUCGACCGGCGAGGUGUCAAGCGCCAGAAGACGGAGAAAUAUGAUGACCGUCUGGCUGACCGAUGGCGGUUCGCUGGUGAUAGUAGUGAAGACGAUGAAACAUAUCCCGUCGAUUGGACGGAUAACCUACACAUCAGAUACCGUAUCAUGAUUGAGCGGCAGGGUGAGAAGGUCGCUCAACAACCUCCGCCAGGUCCAAGUCGUCGGCCGAUUGAGAACCACAAUCGAUCUGCGUCGGGCCAUCUUCUUCCUCCUACCCCUACCACUGCCCACCCUGCCAGUGCCGGCAAUGCUGCCAAUGCCGCAGCAGGGAGGUGA
Molecule: messenger RNA, 1764 nt
Organism: Bipolaris oryzae ATCC 44560
Lineage: Eukaryota; Fungi; Ascomycota; Dothideomycetes; Pleosporales; Pleosporaceae
Exons: 3
Coding region: 1-1764 (587 amino acids)
Biological process (GO): regulation of transcription by RNA polymerase II
Cellular component (GO): piccolo histone acetyltransferase complex
Source: RefSeq, a predicted model, not a curated record